UUGGAGCUGCGUCAGGUGGCAGCAGCAUGAAAACAUCCCUGAACCUGCAUGUAGAGUACCCGGAGAAAUCCCAUGCAGACACAGGGAGAACAUUUACUGUAUAGGAAGUGUGUUUUACCAUUUACUGUAUGUGAAAUUACUUUUUAAAAAGAACCCCAGCCGGAAAGGAAGCUGACAGCGACUUAGACAUCUGCUUGUGUAAAGCCAUAAAGUAGAAGAACAAACAAGACGCAGAGGGGAUAAAGGCAGGAGCAAGAUAGGAGGCAUAAGGUACAAGGCAAAGAAGCAGAGGAAGCACGGGAGGAAGAGGAGCCAAGAAUAUAGGCAGAAGGAACUGCUGAGACAGGUAGAGGGAGCAGAGGAAAGCAGCACACAAUGACUGCAGAGAUCUCGUUCUCAGAUUUUCAAAUCAAAAGAAAUAAUACCGCCCAUCAUACGAAUGAAACUGGAGACAGGCGUCUCUUUGUUAGAAGAGGACAACCAUUCUUUAUUACCGUUCACUUCAAAACAAGGGGCUUUCAACUAGGCCAGGACAAUGUCAUCUUCCUCGUGGAAACAGGACCUUGGCCCGACGAAUCCGCUGGAACAAAAGCCGUAUUCCCUUUAUCAAAGGCUUUAAACAAAACAAUGUGGAGUUCUGCACUGCAGAACAAUGGAUCCAACUCUAUGGUCCUCUCCAUCCUUUCACCCCGUACCGCUAUUAUUGGACAGUAUCAACUAAAGAUGCAAAUUAGCAGUGGAACAAAAACCACCAACUACAAUCUGGGGACAUUUAUGUUACUGUUUAACCCUUGGUGUGCAGAUGAUGAUGUGUUCAUGGGAAACGAAACCGACAGGCAGGAGUAUGUCAUGAACGACUACGGAUUUGUUUAUCAAGGAAACCAUAACUGGAUCUCCCCUUGCCCUUGGAACUUUGGACAGUUUGAGGACGACAUUGUGGAUAUCAGUCUAAAGAUUCUAGACAAGAAUUUAAACUACAUUCAAGAUGCAUUUAAAGAUUUAGCCUGUAGGAAUAACCCUGUAUACAUCAGCAGAGUCAUCUGUGCUAUGAUCAACAGUAAUGAUGACAAUGGGGUGUUACAAGGUAACUGGUCUGGGGACUAUAAAACCGGAGUCUGCCCAUCUGCUUGGAAUGGGAGUGUACGCAUUUUAAGACAAUGGUAUAAAAGUGACUGUCAGCCAGUGAAAUACGGACAGUGCUGGGUGUUUGCUGCAGUCAUGUGCACAGUGAUGAGAAGUUUGGGAAUUCCAACCCGGGUUGUGACCAACUUUGACUCGGCUCACGACACAAACCAGAAUCUGCUGAUUGACGAAUACUAUGAUACGACUGGAAAGAAAUUGAGUAAAGAAAAUAAAGACAGCAUUUGGAACUUCCAUGUGUGGUGUGAAUGUUGGAUGGCACGGAGAGACUUACCUCCAGGAUAUGGAGGGUGGCAAGUGCUUGAUCCAACUCCACAGGAGACAAGCAAUGGGAUCUAUGUCUGUGGUCCUGCUUCAGUGAAAGCUAUUCGAGAGGGAGAGAUACACCUCAACUAUGAUGCUCCAUUUGUGUUUGCCAUGGUGAAUGCAGACUCUGUGUCCUGGGUGGUCACCAAAAAAGGAAACGAAAAGUACCACUGCGACCCACAUUUAAUUGGAAACCAAAUCAGCACAAAACGCGCUGGCAGCGAUGAGCGUGAAGAUGUGACCCAUCAAUAUAAAUAUGAAGAAGAAACAGCCGAAGAAAGAAAAGUGUUUGAGAAGGCCCUGAGCCGACUACACAAAGGAGGUGCCAUGAUUCCAAAUAGUGACACCAAUGAGAGUGGGCAUAUGAAUGGAGCUAACAGACCAUUAUCCAAUGGUAUCACUCCUUCCCCCGGUGGAUCUUCUGGAUACACCCCUCGAAAUGAAGAUUCAAACCUUAAUCGCCCCCUGAGAGAGGCUUUAUUGUUGCUGAAGUUUAAAUUAACUGAAUCUCCCCAGCUUGGAGAUACCAUCAAUUUGGUGUUACUGGCUGGAAAUCUGAUCUCCACUGCCAAAACUUUAAAGCUGUGUUUGAGCGCCCAGGCUAUGAAACAUGACGGCAAACCAGCUCAACAGUUCUGGAAAGAUUCCAUGUAUAUAGAAAUGGGGCCACUUGAAGAGAAAUGGAUUUUAGUCAAAAUCCCUUAUGCAAAGUAUGGACCCUUCCUAGAAGACAACCAUUUGAUCCGAUUUAUUGCGGUUGGAGAACAGAACAUUACCUGGGAGAAAGUUCUAGUGGAAAAAGAUGUUAAUUUGGCUUUACCUGCAGUAGAUAUUAAUUUCCUCGGACCUGCUGUUGUGGACAAACCAUGUAAAGCGGAGCUCUCCUUUUCUAGCCCCAUUAAUGAGGAGAUAAGUGACUGCCAGGUCCUGAUUCAGGGCAGUGGUUUGCUGAAAAAUCAAGUGAAAUUAAACAUGGGCACCCUGAAGCCAGGACAGAAGGCAGUUGUGUCGUUUGAGGUUGUUCCAUACAAAGUGGGUUACAAACAGCUACAGGUGAACAUCAGCAGCGACCGGUUCAAGGGACUCAAAGGUUUCAAGAGUGUCGUGGUGAAACCUUAAGCCUAAACUUUAUGAACUUUUUGAAGAAGCCAUGAUGGAAGUCUAAAUGGAUAUAGUGAAGUGUAAGCAAUUCAACUCAUCAAAGGAAACAAUGUCUCGGAGAAAAGGGUUAAUGGAUACUACAUACAUGUGAAAAUCUUAAUGGGGUGGGCAACUACUCUGUAACAAGUUGGGAAACCAACUGGAAUGUAACCAGCUUACAUGCUAAGGUGUUAACUAAGCUAUUGUGGACUCAACUUUGUUUGGUCAGAGGUGGGAAAUUCUCAAGGUUAUUUUGGGCCAUUUUAUUUGGGCUUUGUCUCCUUAUCCCCUCUUCAUCUCCAGACAUUUUAUGUUUUUUUAUUGUAUAGAUAUGGGGUCAAUUAUCCAGAAUCAUCAUGAUCCAAAUGAGAUUUUGGUGCCUUUUUAAAAUAGCUCUGGCACAUCAGGAAGGCCUGCAACCAUCCUCUGCUCCCAUCUUAUUUUCGCUCUGGAUCAGAUGGGGGAGAGAGUUUGCAACCCACUCCUAGAUUUUCCUGGCUUAGGUUGUGGUAGGUUCCUUGGUUACGAUCCAAGUAUAGGAACUCCAGCAGUAUUACUGCAAACAACUUUCUUGGUAAACACUACCUGGAAUAAAAAGUUGUUUGCAGUAAUACUGCUGGAGUUCCUCUUCCUUCUCCUAUACUUGGAUCAUUUGCAGCAGUUGCAGCACAGAGCAACUAUUAAGGAAUUGGACGCAUACCAUUUGGAAAAGCUGUGCUGACCACCAUCCCCUCUUCUAUUUGAAGGUUCCUUGGUUACCCAGUUUUGGGAGCACUCCUGGAUAAAGAUCCCAUACCUGUAUUUUUAAUUUUAUGUGGCCAGAUUAAAUGUAAAAUGUUUAUUGAAUUGAUUUUUAAAUAAACAA
Messenger RNA from Xenopus laevis (African clawed frog), 3451 nucleotides. It is a transcript of the gene tgm5.L, whose product is annotated as transglutaminase 5 L homeolog. The record is from RefSeq and is a predicted model, not a curated record. Bases 376 to 2565 code for a protein of 729 amino acids. NCBI's taxonomy places the organism in Eukaryota, Metazoa, Chordata, Amphibia, Anura, Pipidae. The transcript is spliced from 14 exons.